Molecule: messenger RNA, 3880 nt
Organism: Chrysemys picta bellii (western painted turtle)
Lineage: Eukaryota; Metazoa; Chordata; Testudines; Emydidae
Gene: FBXO16
Product: F-box protein 16
Molecular function (GO): protein binding
Source: RefSeq, a predicted model, not a curated record
GAGCCGGCACGCCGCGGCUCGGCCCUGAUUGGCUGCUUCUCCCGGGGCGCUAGAAACUGUUGCCAUGGCAAAGGGAAUAAACUUGCCGGGAGAAGAGGAGACGGGGGGGCCGUAGAGGGGGGCGAGGCGCGGCUCCGGAGCACAGGAGGCCAGCCUCGUCUGCAGAAGGAUAUCAGGGUGGCCUGCAAUCUUGCCUUCCUGAUGGCAUUUGCACCUCCCAAAAACAUGGAUGGCCCCAAACUGCAAACCAAGAUGAGCACCUGGACACCUCUGAACCAUCAGCUUAUGAAUGACAAGGUAUUUGAAGAAAGAAGAGCCUUGCUUGGAAAAUGGUUUGACAAGUGGACAGAUGGUCAGAGGCGAAGGAUCUUGAUAGAUUUGUUGGAACGCUGCUCCCUGGCGCAGCAGAAAUUCUGUUCUAAGCAGUUGCAGGACCGAGUUCCAGUUGAAGCCCUGGAUUUCACCACAAAGCUUCCCAGAGUGUUGUCUUUAUACAUUUUUUCUUUCCUGGACCCCAGGAGUCUCUGUCGAUGUGCACAGGUGAGCUGGCACUGGAAGUACUUGACGGAGCUGGAUCAGCUCUGGAUGCUUAAGUGCCUGCGUUUUGGCUGGUACAUCAACUUCUCUCCGACCCCCUUUGAGCAGGGAAUCUGGAAGAAACACUACAUUGAGAUGGUGAAGGAGCUUCAUGUGACAAGGCCCAAGACCCCUCCAAAAGAUGAAUUUGUGGUCAUCGAUGUCCAGCCAAUAGCAAGAGACGUCCCAGAGACAAAACUAUCCCUUUCCUCGGUUCUCCAAUCAGCAUCUGUGAUAGGAAAGAGGACAGACAAGGAGAAAAAAGAGCUCCCACCAUGGCGGUCCUCGGAUAAACAUCCCACUGACAUUGUCCGAUUCAACUACCUAGACAACUACGAUCCGAUCGAGCAAGUGAGGCAGGCUAGAAAGAAAGGAGGAGGACUUACCCCAGACCUCAGCCGGCAAGCAUUUGAGAAAAAAAGGAAACCGAGCUGUGCAUCUUAUAAGCUUCGGAAAGCAAAAUCACUGCUGUCCCUAUCUGCAGACCUUGGCUCUAGCCCAAAAGGACCAGUUCGCCCAAGUUGGGCUACUCACCAAUCAACAGGGUACCCUGUUACCAAAGCAACAGCUAAGAUCCUAGCUCAAAGUGCCCAGUGGAAUGCUGGGAUACGACCAACCCCUGUUCGAGCUCCAGUACCGAAGCUGAGUGAAAGAGGGAAGAAGGCCUUUGCAAGGAUGAGCAGAAGUUCUCCAUGUUACAUCCCCACUGUUUGAAGCUCAGCCCUGGCAAAUUCCUCCAUCGGACCAUGGAUCUGACGCAGAGUGAGGGAGUGACGUUUCAGUGCAAUUCAUCCCAGUCAAACCGGCUCAUCUGCCCAGCUUUCAGAAGACGCCGAUCACGUCCCCUGAGUUACCGUGAAGAACGGGUGUUACUGACUUGCUCAAAGUCUCAAGGAUCCAGCUCCAUUUUUUUAUAUCACUUGUCACAAUAAGAGACUUCCCCCCCCCCCGACCCUCAUUGAACUCACUAUACAAUGCGGAGAAACGGGCAUGGAGACCCUGCGGGAGAUUUACUAGUAUAGCUCUGGGCUAACUGCAUUGCAGCCAAUUUACACUGAAGGUUUUUGGGGCAGGGACUACCUUUUAGUAUGUAUAUGUACAGCACAUAGCAGAGUGGGCCCUCACUAUGGUUGGGAUCUCCAGGUGCUACCAUAAUACAAAUAAGUCAUGCAAAACUAGGGUGACCAGAUGUCCCGAUUUUAUAGGGACAGUCCUGAUUUUUGGGUCUUUUUCUUAUAUAGGCUCCUAUUACCUCCCACCCCCGUCCUGAUUUUUUACACUUGCUGUCUGGUCACCCUAUGCAAAACUAGGGUGAGAUCAGAAUUUGAAUCAGUAUCUUGUUUGCUAUCUUGCCUUUUUUCAGUAGGUUUUCUUGUCUCUGCUGCUUUGGAUGCUGAUGCCUGAUUCUGCUUUCACUCAGUGUUUGUCUUCACUGCAGAGUUAACUUGGGCAAUUGGCACCCGGGUUAGUCUAACCCAGGUGCAAGCCGCCACACUGCAAAGCCUUACUGUCUUACUGUGUCCUCACUGGUGCUGAACUCCCAUGUGUGUGUCAUUAGGACUUUGGGGGCAUAUCCCAUAAUCCUGUGUGCUGCAGUAUGCUGAGCUACGCUGAUUCUUUCCCAGUGAAUUGUGGGAGAAUUUGUCUGUCUUUCUGGGCGCAGCGGGGAUUGUGGGAAGGCACCGCAGGAUUACCAGCACUGGAGUGAUUUAGGCCUGGUCUACACUAGGGGAGGGGAUCGGUCUAAGUUACACAACUUCAGCUACGUGAAUAACAUAGCUGAAGUCAACAUACUUAGAUCUACUCACCGCGGCGUCUUCACUGUGGUAAGUUGACAGCUGACGCUCUCCCGUCGACUCCGCCUGUGCCUCUCGCUCUGGUGGAGCACCGGAGUCGCCGGGAGAGCUCUUGGCGGUCGAUUUAUCGUAUCUAGACUAGACACGAUAAAUUGACCCCCACUGGAUUGAUCGCUGCCCCUCGAUCCAGCGGGUAAUGUAGACAAGCCCUUAGACUGUGUCCUCACUGCAAAGUGAGUGGUUACAGCCUGAGUGAAUGUGGAGCCCAGGAUCUUACUUAUCCCCCAGCUGUGCCUGCUAGCCUGGGUUGAAACUCCCCUGAACUCCGGGGAGAGGUUUGUGCCUGGAUGGGAAGGUGAGUUAGGGCUAAAAGCCAGUUAGGAGCUCAGGUUAACUCUGCCCUGAAGACAGACCCUCUCCAAGGUUUGACUCCAUGACUUCAGUGGUGUGACUCCUGGUUUACACCAGCGUGAGAGCAGAAACAGACCCCAAACUUUGGCUAAAAGAGUUGCAUGAGAUUUUCCAUGUGGCGCUGAUACCAAUAUGAUUGGCACAGAGAAGGUGAAUCGGGCACCCAUGCUUACCUUGCUCAUGAUACAAGAACAAGAGAGAAGUCAGCAAAACUGAAAGGCAGCAAUUUUAAGACUGAUAUUUUACACAACAUGUAAUUAACCUAUGGAACUCUUUGCCACAAUAUAUCAUUGAGGUCAAGAGCUUAUUAGGAUUCAAAACAGGAUUAGACACAGUAACUUUAGAUAGAAAGAAAGUCAAGUCUCAUGCUUCAGGGCACAUGCCAGCUACUAACUGAUGAUGGUUUAGAAUAGGCUUCCUUUGUGAGCAAGGUUAUUCUGUAAUUGUUCACUGCAAGAUUUCUUGUACCUUCCUAUGAAACAUCUGACACUGGACACUGUCUGAGCCAGGAUACCAGACUAGAGGGACGACUUGUCUGGUCCAGCAUGGUAAUUCCCAUGAUCUGGUUCUUUGUCUCUAGCUGUGUUUUGUAAUGUGCUAUGUAUAUUUCUAACUCCAAAUCAGUGAACUAGUAAUUAGCUCAUCUCCUUUUCCCACUCUUGACUCUGUAUCUUCUUUCAGGCUGCUUGGACCCAAGUCUCUAUGGGAUUCUUCACAUUUGAGUUAUGUUAACAGCAGUCAUCUUGGGUGGGGAUUCAAUGAAGAACCAACCUGAUUUUGUCACUCCCCUGCCUUAAAUAGGCUUUAUAUAUGGUGGGAAUCUAUUGUCUUCCAGUGUGAUUCCCACCCUCGGCCAGUGGAAAAAUACUAAUAUUAUCAUGGUGUGCAGUGUCAGGUGACUUGAUCACAUGACCCUACAGCUAUAACUCAGAGUCUGUUUGCAGCAUCCCCAGGAAGGCUUUCCCAGUGAAAGUUUAGCAUCUUCUAAGACCUAUUGUUCUUCCUAAUGGCCCUUUCCAGCCAGCAGUCUAGGCCUUGUCUACACUGCACUUUACAGCGCUGCAACUUUCUUGCUCACGGGUGUGAAAAAACACACC